AUGGCUAUCGCGCUGAUGUCAGAAAAGGCUUCGCCUUAUCGCCGACCAGCUAUUAUCGCUGUGGGCGUACUUGUCUUUUUUAUUCUCUUCGAGACUUUUUACUUAUACUCUGAUGCAUGGAAUUCUACACAACCAUAUGGGUUGUCACCCUCCGAAAUAGAAUCGACCGGGGCAGCAUCAUCAACGCAUGCGCCCAAGAAGCAAAAGAAGCCCAAAGUGAAGAAACCCGAGAUCAAGACAUCACAGCUUCACUUCCUGCUCCCCGCCUCAAACCCAAAUGAUAUGUUCUGCGCCAUCGUCGCAUCCGCCCUCGCAAACCGUUAUCCCGCCCCCAUCAUGGUUGGCUGGAAGGGCGAGGGCAAGUACAACGCUUCGGCCGCUCACACCGCGAAACUCUACUCGAUCAAGAAAUACCUCGACGAACUUCCCCACGGCGGAGACGACGACGACCUUGUUUUCUUCGGCGACGGCUACGAUGUCAUGGCCCAGCUUCCUGCCGAGGUUGUCAUCGAGCGCUACUUCAAGGUUGCUGCUGACGCGGACCAGCGCUUGGCGGACCGUUUCGGUCUCUCUGUCCAGGAAUUGCACAAGCGUGGGCUUAGGCAGACGCUCUUCUGGGGCGCGGAUAAAAUGUGCUGGCCUGCGCUUAAUGAAGCUCAGUGCACCAAGAUUCCCAGUUCGCAUCUUUCCAAGACCUUGUACGGACCCAAGACUGGCAACGGCGAUGCCACAUAUCGCGAUGCCAAGUUUUUCAACUCUGGAAGCGUGAUCGGACCAGUCGGCGAUUUGCGCAAGUUUAUCGAUGCCGGUAUUGACAGCUUGGAGGAGUCUUUCGACCCUAACUUCAAGUACAAGACCUCUGACCAGAUCUACCUCGCUCGUCUGUACGCGCGCCAAGAAUUGUCCCGCGCAGAGCAAAUUGAGAAUGAAGCUAUGGAUAUUGAAGACAUUGGCGAGAACAGAACCACGACGAAAGAUGUAGCCGAGUACCACGCAACCAUCGACUACGAGUCGGAUUUCGUGCAGACCGGAUGCUUCGCUCACAAGUGGAUGAAAAAGCUUAAUUACAACCACACCGACCACACGGGAAUUAUGUCCAAGGACGUUUUCGACCAAGGCGCCAACUUCAAGCCCUACCCCGUCCAGAUGCCCUCCAACGUCUACCGCUCCUUCAUCAAGAUCUUCAAGUCCCUCCCCAGCGACGCAACCACCAUGUCCGCACGCGACUGGGUCGGCAGCCUGGAGCUCUACACCAACGUUGCAACCCGCAAUAUCUUCGGAUUCUACCACGCUACGUGCAGCAAGCGCACGCUUGUCGCGGACUUUAAGAAGUACUGGUUCCACCCGUACCUCACCCACCUCCUACAAGCGGCCUUCCAAGCCACGAAGCAGGACGAGCUUAUCAGCGAGAGGCUCAUUGACGGGCGCAAGUGGGUGUACAAGACGGUGUUUCCUUCGGAGGGAGCUCCUGAGGAUGCGCUCGGUGGUGUUAUUACGGAUUACAAGGACGAGAUGUAUAUCCCCUUCUCGUCGUUAUGUAAAGAUUCUGCGCAUAUUCUUGAGCGGUAA
Messenger RNA from Fusarium coffeatum, 1569 nucleotides. RefSeq lists its product as uncharacterized. The transcript has 2 exons. NCBI's taxonomy places the organism in Eukaryota, Fungi, Ascomycota, Sordariomycetes, Hypocreales, Nectriaceae. The record is from RefSeq and is a predicted model, not a curated record. The coding region runs from base 1 to 1569 and encodes 522 amino acids.